This is a messenger RNA of Anthostomella pinea, 1848 nucleotides long. Lineage: Eukaryota; Fungi; Ascomycota; Sordariomycetes; Xylariales; Xylariaceae. The record is from the annotation of a GenBank genome assembly.
AUGACGGAAAUCACAACCCCGAAGAAGCCGCGUUGUGACUGCGGCCUCACCUUCGAGGACAGACGCUCACUACACGAACAUGUCGGGCAGACGGGCCACAUGAUGACGAAAAGUUGUACGGUUUGCUGCCAGGUCCUCAAGAACCCGAAAGGCCUGGAACAACAUAGGAAGAACUCCCCAAGGCACAAGGGGGGCUCGACCUCUCCCUCAGCGACGACGACCAAGUUCACUUCGAUCAAGCUCAUCACUCAAGUAGGCGCCGCGGCCCAAGCGAAGGAUGACUUGGUAUCAACGCCGCCAGACGCGGCCCCGUCUCGUAAAGUCAAGCAAAAGAAGGAAGGGGCGGGUGCUGGUGCUUGUGUCCAACCAACAGAUGCUUCAAGCUUGAGCGCAGCCUCGCCCAAGCCAGUAAAGCUUCGCGGCAUCAAACAGGAGAACCAGAGUCGCAGCACGAAGAAAGCUGCCGAGCCUCCCCGCCGCCCGAGUCUGAAUGAGCUUGCUGAAUCUUCGUCUUUGGGGAACACAAGCGGCGCCCCAGCGAAGAAGACGUCCACACCUCCUUCGGUUACCAGGAAGACGAAGAACCCAGCGAACCUUGGGAAGUCUUCGCCCGUAGGCGUCCCAGCACCUCAGACUGCACCGCGGUCGAUCCAGCCGGCGAAACCUGAACAGCCUUCUCGUGAGGCAAUUCAGAAGCCGACAAUACAAAACACUUUGUCGAAUUAUCCGGUACUGCCCAAGAAGCAUGACCUGUUGGGAGUUCCGGAAUCUAUCGAGUCGAUCCCAACAGCGCAUCAAGUCUUGCCUAUCACCAUGCUGCCCGCGGAAACCCCAAAGCCCCAGGCGAACAUCGCCUCGGGGCAAAUCGUAGACCUCGUCGAGUCUCUUCCCGUGCCUGCCCCAGUACACAAAGCGACUUUAGCAGAUCCCGUCGAGACUCGUCCCAUACCUGCCCCGGUACACGCGGCGACCUUCGCAGCAAAGCAUUCCAUAAACGCCCUGACCCUAUACCCCUGGGUCUCGCCAGCAGAAGACCCAUCCAUCCUCUACACGCUACACCUCCAAUGCCACGACGAGCGACGCAUCUUCUCCAACACCUCCAACGCACUCAACCCCAAUCAGUUCCUCAGCGCCCCGGCCCCAGACCCCUGCGUUCCCAAGCGCGCCGCCAUCGUCGUCGACUGCGAAAUGGUCGAGAUCAGCGGCCGCCGAAGCGACGUCGUCAGCGUCUGCGCCGUCGACUUCGUCACGGGCGCGGUCCUGCUGCACGCGCUCGUCGAGCCCACGGACAGGGUCGUCCACUGGCGCACGCGCGUUAGCGGCGUCAGUGCCUCCAUCAUGCGGGACGCGAAGGCCGCCGGCGGCGUUCUGGGCGGCUGGCCGGAGGCGCGGGCGCGGCUCUUCGAUCUCGUCGACGCCGAUACCGUCUUCGUAGGGCAUGCGCUGACGAACGACCUCCGCGCGCUGCACAUCACGCACGAUCGCGUCGUGGACUCGUCCAUUGUCACGGCGGAGGCUGCUUUCGGGCGGGAGGCGAAGAGGUUUGGCCGCACAUGGGGGCUCCAGACGCUAUGUCGGGAUCUCCUGGGUGUGGCGAUACAGGAUGCUCCUACGGGACACGAUUGUGUCGAGGAUGCGCUGGCGACGCGCGAGUUUGUGCUGUGGUGCAUCAAGCACCCACUGUUGCUGGAGGCAUGGGCUACAGCCGCUGGGGAGAUUUUCGAGAGGGAGAAGGAGGAACGCGCUGAGAAGCAGCGGGCGAAGGCGAGGGUUAAGGCUGCGGCUGCUUAUCGCAAAUAUCUAAUAGAUGCAGGAUGGCCUCAACGCUAUGGGGAAGCACGCUUUUAA